AGCAGACAGAAGCAUUGCAAGUGCCGGGGCCACUGGGAGACACGUUUUAUAGCUGGAAACCUGCAAAAGAUACAGAAAAAUGAGUUGUUUCUCCUUCCUGAAGCUGAUGAUGUUUAUCUUCAAUGGUGUGGUAUUUCUGAGUGGUCUGGCUUUGCUGGGCAUUGGCAUCUGGGUGAAGGUGGACAGCACAUCCUUUGUGAAGAUCCUGGGGGCUGCAGCUCCACAUUUGGUGCAACUGAUCAACGUGGGUUACCUUUGCAUUGCCCUUGGAACCUUCCUUCUCCUGAUGGGCUUUAUGGGAUGCUGGGGGGCUAUGAAGGAAAGCAAAUGCCUGCUGCUGAUGUUUUUUGUGGUCACGAUGAUUCUCUUCGUAGCUGAAGUGGCAGGGGCUGUUGUGGUCCUGGCUUUCUCCUCCGUGGCAGAUAUAUUUGUGGAGCACAUGAAAAACUGGGCCAAGAAAACUUUAGAAGAAGACUACGGGAAACAAGAGGACAUCACAGCCAUUUGGGACACCACAAUGAAAGAGCUGAAGUGCUGUGGAUUCCACAAUUACACUGAUUUCAAUAACUCCUAUUUCUAUCAGACUUACACAAAAUAUCCAUCUGUUUGCUGUAAACAGAACCAAGAAUGCCAGGAAUCUGAAAUAGACCAUGACAAGAAGGGUUGUUUCCAAGAAUUCAACGUUUUCCUUAGUAAAAAUGGGAAGAUAGUUGGAGGGGUUGCUCUUGGAGUUGGUGGCCUUGAGCUGGCUGCGAUGGCUGUCUCCUUGAUCCUGUAUUCUCAGAUUGGGACACGUGGAUGAAGCAGAUGCCCAGAGGAAGCAGCAAAGCUGCAGCUCCAGCGGCCUCAGCCUCUCAACCUGCCAGACAAGAGGCAUCAUUCACAAAGCAAAUUGGGCAAUGCCCAUUGUUGGCUCAAUACAGCCUCCAGAUCUUGACCCUCAUUCGCCAUUAUGAGACGUUUGCCUUGUAUUCACAGUUGGUUUAAUUCCCUGUAAUUAAACAAUAUAUAU
Messenger RNA from Pogona vitticeps (central bearded dragon), 1012 nucleotides. RefSeq names its product tetraspanin 16 (gene TSPAN16). Lineage: Eukaryota; Metazoa; Chordata; Lepidosauria; Squamata; Agamidae. Gene Ontology annotation, cellular component: plasma membrane. The record is from RefSeq and is a predicted model, not a curated record.